AUGUCCCUGCCCGUGGUCCUCCCGGGCUCCUGCUGCCCGGUGGCCGGACUGUCGGGCGCCUCCCAGGCCGGAGCUCCGGGGGCCGCGGCCGCCGCCGCCCAGGAGCCGCCGCUGCCCCCGCUGCGGCCGCGCUGGCACCGGGCCGGGGUGCAGCCCCCCGGGGCUCGGCCUCGCUGCGCCGCUGCGGCCGCCGCCUCCGGGGUGCUGGUCGCGCCGCCCGCGCUGGCUUCCCGCCGGGCGGUGACCGCCGCCGCCGCCGCCCCGGGAUCGCCGCUGCUGCCCGCUCGUCCGCUGCUGUCGCUCGGGCUGCUGCAGCUGAUCCUCGGGUGCUGCAUGGUGGCGCUCAGUUUCGGGGCGCUGUCGCUGAGCGGCUCCCCGCAGGUUAAGAACUCGUGUCCGUUCUGGGCCGGCUCCUCGGUGAUACUCUCUGGAAUCAUCGGAUUAACAACUUGGAAACGGCCUAUGAUACUCCUGGUCAACCUCUUUGUGCUGCUCUCUGUAGUUUGUGUCCUUUUAAAUUUAGCUGGAUUCAUCCUUGGCUGCCAAGGAGCCCAGUUUGUGUCCAGCGUGCCCAGAUGUGACCUGGUGGACUUAGGUGAAGGCAAGAUUUGCUUCUGUUGUGAAGAAUUUCAACCAACCAAAUGCACGGACAAAGAAAAUGCCUUGAAACUCUUUCCAGUUCAGCCUUGUAGCGCUGUCCACCUCCUGCUUAAGAAAGUUCUUUUUGCACUGUGUGCCUUGAAUGCCCUGACCACCACGGUCUGCUUGGUGGCCGCUGCCCUUCGCUACCUCCAGAUUUUUGCAGCCAGGAGAUCCUGCAUCGAUGAAUCCCAGAUUUCUGCUGAAGAAGCAGAAGAACAUGGACAUCUACCAGACCCUGAUGACUUUGUGCCACCAGCACCCCCACCUUCCUACUUCGCCACCUUCUACUCCUGUACUCCCCGGAUGAACCGAAGGAUGGUUGGUCCCGAUGUCAUUCCCCUCCCACACAUCUAUGGUGCACGAAUCAAAGGAGUAGAAGUGUUCUGUCCUCUGGAUCCCCCACCUCCCUACGAAGCUGUGGUGAGCCAAGAGGACCAGGAUCAGGGAUCCCCGUGCCAAAGGCCAGAAGGAUCCGAAGCUGCAUCGUGCCUGUUGGAGGUCUGCACAUCGGUGGCUCAAGGUGGGGAUAGUCCUCGUGCCCUGGAAGAAGAAAACUCAUCUCUUGACACUCCCAGUGCCAAUCAGCGACAUCCUUCGAGAGUUGGGAGAGCCCUCCGCCCCCUGUGGACGAGAUCAAAGAGUGACCCUAUGCUCCAUCAUUCCGUGGAGAAAGCCACCCCUGUGCUCAGCUGCGAGGCUGCCACUCAGACGGAGGGCCGACUGGAUCUGUCUGCCGUGACCCUGCGCAGAGGCUUGCGAACUCGAGCUUCGAGAUGCCGGCCCCGGUCUUUAAUCGAUUACAAAUCUUACAUGGACACCAAGCUGCUAGUGGCACGCUUCCUGGAGCAGUCCUCCUGCACCAUGACACCAGACAUCCACGAACUGGUGGAAAACAUCAAAUCUGUUUUGAAGUCAGAUGAAGAGCACAUGGAGGAAGCUAUCACCAGUGCCAGUUUCCUGGAACAGAUAAUGUCCCCAGCACAGCCUGGCAUGUCCCGGCGCCCUCUGCCACACUCUCGGAGACAGCCUGGCUUGUUGUACCUGAGCAGCUGUGGAGACCUCAGUACCUUCGUACCUGUCGGGAGACCCCAAACCCAGAGGAGACCCCGGCGGGCUGACGCGGAGCGGCCACACAGCCUCAUUGGGGUGGUCAGGGAGACUGUGCUGUGAACCCAGGGGCCAUGUAUCCUGUUGGCCCAAGGACAGGCAGGCUGGAAAGUGAAGGCCCUGUGCAGGGAUGGAUUCCAUUCAUCCUUCUAAAGAACAUUUGCUCUUGCCUGUUGGUGCCCCUUUCUGAGGGCAUAAGGGGUCAAUUCAUACCUGCUUUCAGACUCACUGGGUUUGGAUAUGGGAGGUGGUAGCUAAGAGCUAGUGCCCUCUCUCUCUGCCAGGUCCUAUGCGGGGCCAAUGCCUGCCUUACCCCUAGAGGCUCUCCUCCUUUUCCUCCUACUCUUCUUCUUUCUCUCCACCUUCCCUC
Molecule: messenger RNA, 2119 nt
Organism: Suncus etruscus (white-toothed pygmy shrew)
Lineage: Eukaryota; Metazoa; Chordata; Mammalia; Eulipotyphla; Soricidae
Gene: ENTREP1
Product: endosomal transmembrane epsin interactor 1
Cellular component (GO): membrane
Source: RefSeq, a predicted model, not a curated record